UGGAGCUCAAAGAGUUCACAUACCCUUACCGUGUUCCUCCAUCAUGGAUCCUUCAGAGAUAAGAAAGAGAUUCAAGCGCUUCCGAAUCCUCAUUAUAGGAAGAGCGAAUGCAGGAAAAACCACCAUCCUCCAGAGGGUUUGCAAAACAAAGGACAACCCAGAAAUAUAUGAUAGCGCCGGGAACAAGAUCGAUGCCUCCGUUUUGGCGGCAUCCAGAGAGCGUGGAUUGCACAAUAUCGAGAAUGAAAUGGUGUUUCGGAACAACCCAGGAUUCGUCUUUCACGAUUCACGUGGGUUUGAGGCAGGAGGACACUCCGAAUUCAACAAGGUGAAGGCUUUCAUCAUAAGCCGUUCUAAGAAACAAUGGUUACAUGAUCGAAUCCAUGUGAUAUGGUACUGCAUUCCGAUGGAUGAGGAUAGCAGGUCUUUCACGGAAGCGGAAGUCAAGUUUUUCUCUCAGUGUGACACUGGAAGAAUUCCAGUAAUUGUGUUGUUUACUAAAUUUGACGCCCUCUACGACGAUGUACAUGCAGAGCUAAUGAGCAAGGGAGUAUCGAGGAAAGAUGCUGACGGACUGGCCCCGCAGCACGCCAGAGAGUCAUUUGCCAACGGGCCACAACUAAAGCUUUUGUACAGCCGCAAGGGCAACCAACGUCCUCCAAAAUGUCAUAUAUGUCUUCCUGAUAUGGACAAAAAUGAUGCAGAUUGCACGCCACUCAUCAAAUGCACGGCUGGAAGUCUCGAUGAUAAGGUGCUUAAACAGUUGUUCACCUCGACUCAGCAAACCACUUUGGAGGUGUGCAUCAGGUGUGCAGUUGAAAGCACAAUUGCGCUGCAUCUUGACUCUACUCAGACAAUCUCAUCUCGCAUGUUUGGAAAAUUCAAUGAUCGACAGAUUGUAGAUGAUUUGGGUGCAUGGUUUCCAUCGACAAUUGUAGGAAUUUAGUGAGUGUGUUGAGCUGGAGCCUUGCUGACAGAACACAUUGCUGAUCUGUUGACAGGACGU
Suillus clintonianus is the source of this 1006-nucleotide messenger RNA. RefSeq lists its product as uncharacterized. The record is from RefSeq and is a predicted model, not a curated record. The transcript is spliced from 8 exons. Lineage: Eukaryota; Fungi; Basidiomycota; Agaricomycetes; Boletales; Suillaceae. The coding region runs from base 44 to 946 and encodes 300 amino acids.